Poecile atricapillus (Black-capped chickadee) is the source of this 2911-nucleotide messenger RNA. It is a transcript of the gene CUL2, whose product is annotated as cullin 2. The record is from RefSeq and is a predicted model, not a curated record. Gene Ontology annotation, molecular function: ubiquitin protein ligase binding. The transcript has 21 exons. Gene Ontology annotation, biological process: SCF-dependent proteasomal ubiquitin-dependent protein catabolic process; protein ubiquitination. NCBI's taxonomy places the organism in Eukaryota, Metazoa, Chordata, Aves, Passeriformes, Paridae. Bases 182 to 2419 code for a protein of 745 amino acids. Gene Ontology annotation, cellular component: SCF ubiquitin ligase complex; Cul2-RING ubiquitin ligase complex.
UUGGUCUCCACAGCGACUCUACUUUGUUACUUCCACUCAACAACUUUGUGUUGCCCCUUUCCGCCAAGGUCCCCAAGGGGACGGAGAGCGCUCUGCCAAGGCAGCCGGGGCCGGGGCACUGCCCGGAGCGUCCCGCACCGGAGCGGACUGCUGGAAGCUGGAUUAACACUAAAGCCCCACAAUGUCCUUGAAACCACGAGUAGUUGACUUCGAUGAAACAUGGAACAAACUUCUAACAACGAUUAAAGCUGUUGUUAUGUUGGAUUAUGUUGAAAGAGCAACGUGGAACGAUCGCUUCUCAGACAUUUAUGCUUUGUGUGUGGCCUAUCCUGAACCUCUUGGAGAGAGACUUUAUACUGAGACUAAAAUUUUUUUGGAGAAUCAUGUACGCCAUUUGCACAAGAGAGUUCUGGAAGCUGAAGAACAAGUACUGGUUAUGUAUCACAGAUACUGGGAAGAGUAUAGCAAAGGGGCAGACUAUAUGGACUGUUUAUACAGGUACCUCAACACACAAUUUAUUAAGAAGAACAAAUUGACUGAAGCUGAUCUUCAGUACGGUUAUGGAGGAGUGGAUAUGAAUGAACCUCUGAUGGAAAUUGGAGAGCUAGCUCUUGAUAUGUGGAGAAAAUUAAUGAUUGAGCCACUGCAGGCCAUCCUUAUUCGGAUGCUCCUCCGAGAAAUAAAAAAUGAUCGCUGUGGAGAAGACCCAAACCAGAAAGUAAUCCAUGGGGUUAUUAACUCCUUUGUUCAUGUUGAACAGUAUAAGAAAAAAUUCCCCCUAAAGUUUUAUCAGGAAAUUUUUGAGUGUCCAUUUCUGAAUGAAACAGGGGAGUAUUAUAAACAAGAAGCUUCGAACUUAUUGCAAGAGUCAAAUUGUUCACAGUACAUGGAGAAGGUUUUAGGUAGAUUAAAAGAUGAAGAAAUGCGAUGUCGGAAGUACUUGCAUCCCAGCUCAUAUGGCAAAGUGACUCAUGAAUGCCAACAGAGGAUGGUAGCUGAUCACUUGCAGUUUCUACAUGCAGAAUGUCACAAUAUUAUCAGACAAGAGAAAAGAAGUGACAUGGCAAAUAUGUAUACUCUGCUUCGUGCUGUGUCAAGUGGUUUACCUCAUAUGAUUCAGGAACUACAAAACCAUAUCCAUGAUGAGGGCCUUAGAGCAACCAGCAAUCUUUCUCAGGAAAAUAUGCCAACUCAGUUUGUGGAGUCAGUUUUGGAAGUACAUAGUAAAUUUGUUCAACUGAUCAACACUGUUUUGAAUGGUGAUCAACACUUUAUGAGUGCCCUUGACAAGGCUUUGACAUCAGUAGUUAACUAUCGGGAGCCCAAGUCGAUCUGCAAAGCACCUGAGUUGCUGGCCAAAUACUGUGACAACUUGUUAAAGAAAUCAGCAAAAGGAAUGACAGAGAAUGAAGUAGAAGACAAGCUUACAAGUUUCAUUACUGUUUUCAAAUACAUUGAUGACAAAGAUGUAUUCCAAAAGUUCUAUGCCAGAAUGUUGGCAAAAAGAUUAAUUCAUGGUUUGUCUAUGUCUAUGGAUUCUGAAGAGGCGAUGAUAAAUAAACUAAAGCAAGCCUGUGGUUAUGAAUUUACCAGCAAGCUCCAUCGAAUGUAUACAGACAUGAGUGUUAGUGCUGAUCUCAACAAUAAAUUCAACAACUUUAUCAAAAACCAGGACACAAUCAUUGAUUUGGGAAUUAGUUUUCAGAUAUAUGUUCUACAGGCUGGUGCAUGGCCUCUAACUCAGGCUCCUUCUUCUACAUUUGCAAUUCCUCAGGAACUGGAAAAAAGUGUACAGAUGUUUGAAUUAUUUUACAGUCAGCAUUUUAGUGGAAGGAAGCUUACUUGGUUACAUUAUCUUUGUACAGGUGAAGUAAAAAUGAAUUAUUUGUGCAAACCUUACGUAGCCAUGGUCACAACAUACCAAAUGGCAGUGUUGCUUGCCUUCAACAACAGUGAGACUGUCAGUUACAAGGAGCUUCAGGACAGUACACAAAUGAAUGAGAAGGAACUGACAAAAACCAUCAAAUCUUUGCUUGAUGUCAAAAUGAUCAACCAUGACUCAGACAAGGAAGAUAUAGAGACAGAGUCUACGUUUUCAUUAAAUAUGAACUUCAGCAGUAAACGAACAAAGUUUAAAAUUACCACAUCAAUGCAGAAAGACACGCCACAGGAGAUGGAGCAGACCCGAAGUGCUGUAGAUGAAGACAGGAAAAUGUAUCUUCAAGCUGCUAUAGUCCGUAUCAUGAAAGCACGUAAAGUGCUGCGACAUAAUGCUCUUAUUCAGGAGGUAAUUAGCCAAUCAAGAGCUAGGUUUAACCCAAGUAUCAGCAUGAUUAAGAAGUGUAUUGAAGUCCUGAUAGACAAACAGUACAUAGAACGAAGCCAGGCCUCUGCAGACGAAUACAGUUACGUAGCAUGAUGUUGCUAUCCUGCAGGUAUGAUUGUAAGGAGAUCAUUGCUGUCACUGUUUGGUGUGUUCCUGUGGGAAGAGGCAGGCCUGUGCCUCCAUAAUUGGUCACUUGGCAGCCCCUGUUUUUCUGCUGUUUACAACAUCACCAGUGCCAUGUCAUGAGCGUCAAUGAAAAUGCCUAUAGAUAUUUCAAGCUCAUGUCAUUAUGACAUUUCUUAAAACUUUACUAAAAGAAUGAGUGAAGUAUUGCUGAAAUGUGGAGAAUUGGUUGGAUACCAUGCUUUUUUUUUUCCCCUCCCCUUUCACGUUUGCAGUUGAUGUUUUUUAAUGUAUCUUAAGACAAAGUAAAAAAAAAAUCACAUGAAAAACCUAAAUAUUGUAAUAUGACAGAUAACCUAAUAAUUGUAUCUACAUUAAAAUGUAAAAAAAAAAAGACGAACAUGAUACUGCUGCUUGUCAAAUAAAAAAAUAAAGUUAUAUAAUGUGUCUUGAAUGAUUGUA